Messenger RNA from Marchantia polymorpha subsp. ruderalis, 1329 nucleotides. The record is from the annotation of a GenBank genome assembly. Lineage: Eukaryota; Viridiplantae; Streptophyta; Marchantiopsida; Marchantiales; Marchantiaceae.
ACAACAGACCCCCGCGAAGGAGAUCCAACGAUCGUCUCGACGCAGACUUUGCCAACGUAGCCUUCGAUAAUCAUUUCACGAUGUCUGAAUUGUAUAUUCCUCCCAAGGAAUUAUCCUUCCGCCUUCGUGGCUACGUUAGCAACUACGUCAUCUUCGCCCGCAAUGAGCCGGACCCUACAGUCUAUCACUACGGUGGAGAAACGUCCGCGGAUCAAUGGUUUCAGCUGAUUCCUGGGACAGGGAAUCAUGCAGGGUCCUAUCUCAUCAAGAGCAAAUGCACCGGGAAAGUGCUUUAUUCGAGGAAUUCACCCGAUCCCCGGCUCAGUCAGAUUGGUGGAGACGGGCAGUAUGAGGACAACUGGUUCAGGUUCGAUGUCGGCACCGGCAAGCUCGCAAGCUACUUCCGAAUUCGAAAUGUCGGCACUAACACCGUGCUCUACUCCCGCACACACGACGACCCUAUGUUCUUCAACUACCCAGCAGAUUACGAGGCCUCCGACGACCAGUACUUCACAUUCGUCUUUGAAGAUACGGAGAUAGACAGAGUUGAGUACCAAAUUGACCAGGCGACGGUUCUUGCCUCUGUUCCCGAGGUGAUAGGUACAUCGAGCCUGAGGAACGAUAGCGAUGUCGAUCAGACGGUCGAGUUCGAUUUUGAACGGACCGAAACCCAAUCCUCCUCCUUUGAUUACACACUCGGGUUCACCAUCACAGUGGGAGCCAGUGGAAAGGCAGGUAUACCAUUUGUUGCCGAGGGUGAAGUUAAAGUCGAUGUUUCCAAUUCCCACACGUUUAAUUGGGGCACGACAUCCAGUGAAUCAAAAACUUACUCGGUAAAGUUCCCUGCAGUUGCUCCCCCUCGCCAUAAAAUCAUUGGGACAGCCACCGUUACCCGCUCCAACAUCGAGAUUCCAUUCACAGUCUAUUCGAAAUCUGUGGCAACGGGGUUCGAGGUUGCGACCCAAGGCAUCUAUAAGGGUGUUACCUACUGGAACAUCCAGAGCGAGGUCAAGCAAGAGUCUCUCUGAAGGACCGAUGCUGGGAUUCUGUGUUUGGAUACUGAUGUUUCUGAUUUCGCUUUUGUCUCCGGUUUUACUCGGGGCUUUUACUCGUGCUAUAUUUCUGCCCGGCCACCUCUCUACGAGAAUAAUGGUAUGUAGUGCUCAAGUGUAAGUGGGUGUUUUACUACUUGCAGGAAUGUAGUGGAAAACUUGGAGAAUACUCUACAGUAUUGAAGUACUUACUUAGUUCGCCAUUACACCAUCACUGGCGCAGCUACCAUUCACUUUUGUUCAGUUCAUAUGUAAUUUAAUAAACUUUAUUCUUAUA